Molecule: messenger RNA, 786 nt
Organism: Zingiber officinale
Lineage: Eukaryota; Viridiplantae; Streptophyta; Magnoliopsida; Zingiberales; Zingiberaceae
Product: arabinosyltransferase XEG113-like
Exons: 2
Coding region: 71-550 (159 amino acids)
Biological process (GO): cell wall pectin biosynthetic process
Cellular component (GO): Golgi apparatus
Molecular function (GO): arabinosyltransferase activity
Source: RefSeq, a predicted model, not a curated record
UCAUCGUCCAGCGAAGGAGAUCAGCAAGUAGGGUCUCAGCGUCCAUCAAAAACUUCCUAUCCUCGUCCCGAUGGCACCGUGCAAUUCGCUUCCCGAUGGCAAGCUUGUCUUCUUAGCAAUCUACACCGCAGUUGUCGCCGGCAUCGUCUUUUCUGCCCUUGUAAUCCUCUCCUCCCUCGCCGGCGAUGUGGGUGGCGGAAGGACGUUCUACUUAUUCGACAGUUGGCUCUUUGCUUCUGCGUCUUCUGCUUCGCUAUCAUCAUCACCUCCUCCUCUUUCCCCUCCACCGGGUACUACAACACCGAAGCGACAAACAGAGCCUUCUAACAUGUAUACAAGAGCCAUAUGGGAUGUACCACUUGAUACUAAAAUGCCUGAGUUGAAGUUGUUUCAGCUAACUAAGGAUAUGGUGAAGCAUCGUGCACAAGACAACAUUAUUAUUGUGACAUUGGGAAAUCAUGCAUUCAUGGAUUUUAUCAUGAAUUGGGUCAAACACCUAACAGAUCUUAAUAUCAAUAACCUUCUUGUUGGUGAGUUAGUCACCUUAUAACAUUGCUAGUAUGUUAUUGUGAAGAAGUUUAUAACAAUCAAAUGAGUCCUUUUUGAACAGGUGCAAUGGACACCAAACUAUUGGAGUCUCUUUAUUGGAAAGGGAUUCCGGUUUUUGACAUGAGUAGUAAAAAUGGCAAUGAAUGAUGUUGGCUGGGGUUCCCCUGGAUUCCACAAAAUUGGAAGAGAAAAAGUAUUGUUGAUUAAUGCUCUCCUACCUUUUGGCUAUGAGAUACU